Molecule: messenger RNA, 1058 nt
Organism: Brassica rapa (field mustard)
Lineage: Eukaryota; Viridiplantae; Streptophyta; Magnoliopsida; Brassicales; Brassicaceae
Biological process (GO): DNA-templated transcription termination
Source: RefSeq, a predicted model, not a curated record
UUUAAAACGUAAACUUUUAGCAACUUACGGUCCACAUAUUUCUGAAGAGCUGUAAAUGGACCCGACAUAUAAAGGUUUUGGCUUUUUGUGAGGAAGUGAAGCCAAAGAGAGAAUCAAGAGGAGAGAGCCUACGGUUCACUUACAAGAAGAUUUCUCAGCUAAAGCUAUGGACUUGGCUCUUCAUUUUCCUUCGUUAAUGAAACAAGGAUUCACGAGAGCAAGUCUUCUUCCUGUUCGAGAUUCUCUUUCGCCCAGCUUUGGGCAGAGUUUUUCAAGAACAGCGUUUGAUGGUGAUAGAAGAACAAGGCCUGGAGAAACUUUAAGCAGGAGAUCCAAGAAAGGAUAUGUUGUUUGUUGCAAGAAUCCGUCAGAUGAACAGAGCUCAGACCAGAGUAAAGCCAAACAAGAGGAGAUCAUUUCUCUCUUUAGACGGAUUCAAGCUUCCAUCUCCAAAGGUGAGGAGUCUCAGGGAGCUGAUGAGAAGAACGGACACGCGACUUCUGGGAAUGAGUCGCUGAGUAAAGCUAUUCUUGACGUUCUUGAGAAACCAAGAGAGAAAACUGAAGGAGAUGCUGGUGUAAGAAAAGAGCCACCUAAGAGACAAGUAGCUUGGCCACCGACUAGUUUUGCCAAGAGAUCUCCUACUAGACCAUCUGCUUCUGGUCCAAGAGGUAAGCUUCCAAUAACAAAGAGCACUAUGGAAGAGACAGAGAAGGAAGAUAAACCUCCAUUGAUUGAAACUAUGAAACUUGCAGAGCUCAAAGAAGUUGCAAAGAACAAAGGACUCAAAGGAUACUCAAAGCUAAAGAAGAGUGAGAUUCUGGAGCUACUCAGAUCCUCCUGAUUUUAAAUUUUCAGUCCACAUUCUCUCUGAUAUGUAAAUUAGAAACAACAGAUACGGCUUGGAGUUUGUUUAAAGUAGAUAGAGUUUAAAAUUGAUAACGAUAACCUCCAAAAAAUUGUUCAUAUCUCGAGGGUACUUAAGGAUUCUACCACCACAACAACAAAGCCUUAUCAUCCAGAAUUAUAAAAAGAGCCAACACCACAAAACAAAAAGA